UUCCUAACACUUUUACAAUUUUUCCUAGUGGGAUUGAUAUCAACCUGUCUUUCAAUGAGCUCUCAGGUCCGGUUCCCCCAUGCGCCAACUUUAUGAAUGCAUCCAUACAUGGUAAUCCAGGUUUGUGUGGAAAUGUUACCGGAGUGAAACUUUGUGCAAGUCAAAUUAUCAAGAAGAAAAACUAUCUGUUUCAUCAUAAGCUCUUCCUUGUAAUUAUGCCCCCUCUUAUCGGGGCAGUUUUAUUUGGUUUUUUCAUGUGUGGGCUCAUUGCUUAUCGAAAACAAAAGAAAAACUCUCCACAGAAACCAUUAGAAGAAGAAAGUGGUGAUUAUUUCUCCAUUACAAGUUUUGAUGGAAAAGUAGUGUACGAUGAUAUCUUGAAGGCAACAAAUGAUUUCGAUGAAGCAUACUGUAUCGGGAUCAGAGGAUAUGGGACUGUUUACAAAGCCGAGCUACAACCUAACAAUUUGGUAGCUGUCAAGAAACUUCACUCAUCAUUUGAAAAUGUUGAUCAUAAUGGGUCCCUUAAUGAGAUACGAGCAUUAACCAACAUAAGACAUCGAAACAUAGUGAAACUUUAUGGAUAUUGCUCACAUGCCCGCCACUCAUUUUUUAUUUAUGAAUACCUUGAAAAGGGAAGCCUUGGAUCAAUCUUAAGAAGCGAUGUCUUAGCAAAAGAAUUGGAUUGGUUGAAAAGGGUCAAUAUUGUAAAGGGUAUAGCUAAUGGUUUGGCUUAUAUGCAUCAUGACUGCUCACCUCCUAUAAUUCAUAGAGACAUUUCCAUUGCCAACAUCCUUCUUGAUUCUGAUUAUGAGGCACAAAUUUCUGAUUUUGGCACAUCCAAGCUUUUAAAGCUAGACUCAUCCAAUUGGACUGCAAUUGCUGGGACCUAUGGUUAUAUCGCACCAGAGCUUGCUUAUACGAUGGUGGCAACCGAGAAAUAUGAUGUGUAUAGCUUUGGGAUUGUUGCAUUAGAAGUGAUCAUGGGAAAGCAUCCUGGUGAACUACCAACAUUGUCUGCUGAUUAUCUGGUGUUAGCAAAUGUUAGAGAUAGUCGGAUUCCACUUCCUUCACAACAAGUUGAAAAACAGGUUAAUUUGGUACUGAAUCUCUCGAGAGCAUGUUUGAACUCAAAUCCACAAGAAAGGCCAACAAUGCGCCAAGUUUCAAAUUUGUUGAUGAAGGCUUGAUAUUGGUGUACUUUCAAUGUUAUUUUCUUUUAUAAUGUUCCUUAUAUGCACCCUCAUAAUAUGUAUUUAGUUGAAUGCCUUUUUGUUAUAAUACUUCUCAUAUGUUUUCUUAAAAUAUUAUGUAGUAGAUAAACAAAUAAGACAGUGAAGAUUGCUAUCCUUUUAGACGCUUCACUUAUGGAAAAUCAAGUAUGAGUCAAGGACAAAUCUAUUGCUUAAUACUUCACGACUGAUAAGCUACAUAAACUUUGUCUGAAAUUUAGC
Lactuca sativa (garden lettuce) is the source of this 1454-nucleotide messenger RNA. RefSeq lists its product as uncharacterized. Gene Ontology annotation, biological process: protein phosphorylation. NCBI's taxonomy places the organism in Eukaryota, Viridiplantae, Streptophyta, Magnoliopsida, Asterales, Asteraceae. The record is from RefSeq and is a predicted model, not a curated record. Gene Ontology annotation, molecular function: protein binding; ATP binding; protein kinase activity.